Molecule: messenger RNA, 1482 nt
Organism: Benincasa hispida (wax gourd)
Lineage: Eukaryota; Viridiplantae; Streptophyta; Magnoliopsida; Cucurbitales; Cucurbitaceae
Product: pro-cathepsin H-like
Biological process (GO): proteolysis
Molecular function (GO): cysteine-type peptidase activity
Source: RefSeq, a predicted model, not a curated record
UAAGAAAAGGCUGAAGAUUGGUCUGAUCGAUCACAUUUCCAGUUCAUAAUAGCCAAUUGGGUUUCGUCUUCUUUCCAAAUUCUGUGGAGAGAAAAAGAGUGAGAGUAAGAAUCUGCAACAGAGAUGGCUUCACGGCUGUUCUUCAUCUCCUCUGUUCUUCUGGUGCUUUGCUGUGCAGUUGCCGGAUCCGUCUUCGAUGAUUCCAAUCCCAUUCGGAUGGUUUCUGAUCGUCUUCGUGAGUUGGAGUUGGAGGUCGUUCGAGUCGUCGGCCAAGUUCCUCACGCUCUCCGAUUCGCUCGAUUUGCUCACAGGUAUGGGAAGAAGUACGAAACGGCAGAGGAGAUGAAACUCCGAUUUGGAAUUUUCUUAGAGAGUUUGGAACUGAUCAAAUCGACCAAUAGAAAAGGCCUUUCUUACAAGCUUGGUGUUAAUCAAUUUGCGGAUUGGACGUGGGAAGAGUUCAAGAAACACAGGCUAGGAGCUGCUCAAAACUGCUCUGCUACCAUAAAGGGAAACCACAAACUUACUGAUGUCGUUCUUCCUGAAUCGAAAGACUGGAGGGACGAUGGCAUAGUUAGCCCUGUUAAAGAUCAAGGCCACUGUGGUUCUUGCUGGACAUUCAGUACAACUGGAGCGCUUGAAGCGGCCUAUGCACAAGCACAUGGAAAGGGUAUCUCCCUGUCCGAGCAGCAGCUGGUAGAUUGUGCAGGUGCUUUUAACAACUUUGGCUGCAAUGGUGGAUUGCCUUCCCAAGCCUUUGAAUACAUUAAGUACAAUGGUGGCCUUGAAACUGAAGAAGCAUAUCCUUACACUGGAAAAAACGGCCAAUGCAAAUUCGUAUCUGAGAAUGUUGGCGUACAAGUCGUUGAUUCUGUGAACAUCACUCUCGGCGCCGAAGAUGAAUUGAAGCAUGCAGUUGCUUUUGCUCGACCAGUAAGCGUAGCAUUUGAGGUGGUUAGCGGUUUUCGCUUGUAUUCAAAAGGAGUUUACACCAGUGACUCCUGCGGCAGUACUCCUAUGGAUGUAAACCACGCCGUGCUUGCAGUUGGUUAUGGGGUUGAAGAUGGUGUCCCAUACUGGCUUAUAAAGAACUCAUGGGGAGAAAAUUGGGGUGACAAUGGCUACUUCAAGAUGGAGCUGGGCAAGAACAUGUGUGGUGUUGCAACUUGUGCUUCAUACCCCAUUGUUGCUUAAGAGUACGAGAAUACCAAAGCUUCUUGCUGGGAAAGAUACUGUGCUAUUAUUAAGGUACUGCUAUGGUGGAUAGAAUGAUGUGCAAAUUAAAGUUACAUAUUCUUGUAGUUGAUCAUUUAAUGCAAGACUGUAGCGUAAUGUACUUGUGGUUGUAAAUUUGCAUGCUCAGAGAAGCUUGGAUAAGUUUUUAUAAUCUACUUGCUAGUAGCUCUCUUGAGGUUAAGUAUAUUAAGUUCCACUGUUUAGAUAUUAGAACCUUUCAAUAAAAAUAAGCUUGUUUUUUUUCAA